Molecule: messenger RNA, 677 nt
Organism: Quercus lobata
Lineage: Eukaryota; Viridiplantae; Streptophyta; Magnoliopsida; Fagales; Fagaceae
Product: Preprotein translocase Sec, Sec61-beta subunit protein
Exons: 2
Coding region: 141-389 (82 amino acids)
Biological process (GO): intracellular protein transport
Cellular component (GO): Sec61 translocon complex
Source: RefSeq, a predicted model, not a curated record
GUAUGUUUUUUACGUAUUAAAACUCAAAAAGAGUUUCUCUGUAAACAAAUCCUAAAGAGAGUCUUCUUUCAUUACCAAACCACUUUCUAAGAUCUUCGAAAAAACACCGGCGAGUUCUCAAUCACCGAGUCGACUCAGAAAUGGCUUUGGGUGGAACAGCUCCCCCAAGGGGAAGUGCAGCAGCUACUGCAAGCAUGCGUAGGAGGAGGACGACAAGUGGUGGUGCCUCUGGAGGGGCAGCUGGGACUAUGCUCCAGUUUUACACGGAUGAUGCCCCAGGACUCAAGAUCUCACCCAAUGUUGUUCUUGUCAUGAGCAUUGGCUUCAUUGCCUUUGUUGCCAUUCUUCAUGUGAUGGGUAAGCUGUACUUCGUGCGUAAAGAGGCUUAGAAAAGUACUUACGAGAGGAUACUGUCCAAUGUGGUGAAUUUUUGGUUUUGAAUGAAUUUAUUUUGGGUUUCAAAUCAAUAAGCAAAAUUUUAAAUUAUGAAAGAUAGACUUUAAUUUGUAGACUCUUAAUGGUUUAAACAGCUGUAGUUUAUCUUUGUUUCUGUUAAUUAGAGAGAGUUGCAGCAGGUUGUUAUGUUUCUCUGCACUUUUUCUUGUUUUAGCACUUGUUACUUUAAGAUUCUUCUUUUCUUUCAGAAUGAGAAUAUAGUCAUUGGAAUUUGAAAAGCA